Messenger RNA from Salarias fasciatus (jewelled blenny), 2042 nucleotides. It is a transcript of the gene otop1, whose product is annotated as otopetrin 1. Lineage: Eukaryota; Metazoa; Chordata; Actinopteri; Blenniiformes; Blenniidae. Gene Ontology annotation, biological process: inner ear morphogenesis; proton transmembrane transport. Gene Ontology annotation, cellular component: membrane. Gene Ontology annotation, molecular function: proton channel activity. The record is from RefSeq and is a predicted model, not a curated record.
AUGGUGGAGCACGGCGGCCUGGACAUCAUGUGCCUCAACAAGUACUGCCACAGCUCCUCGUCGUCGUCCAGCUCCGAGCAGGACAAGAUUUUCAGCAAACUAAAGAUGGGCUUGUCGGGGGACUACCCGCGGAAGAACGCGGAGAUCCGGGCGUCAGGACGGACCAACCUGCUGCUGAUCGGGGCGGCGCUGAUGCUGGCCAUUGCGCAUCAUGACCCCUCCGUCAGGGAAGAGCACCUGCUGUCCUUCGCCACCUGCCUCAUGAUCCUCCAGCUGAUCUGGAUGAUGUGGUACAUCCUGGUGCGGGAGAGGCAGAAGAACACGCGCACCGAGAGAGAUGUGCACGCCACCACGUGCUGGAUAAGAGGUGGAUUGACUCUUCUUGCACUCCUUUCACUGAUUAUGGACGCUUUCCGAAUUGGGUAUUAUGUUGGCUAUCAGUCUUGUGUGUCGGCUGUGCUCGUAUAUCCUGUCAUCCAUGCAAGUCACACCAUAGCACAGGUGCACUUUCUCUGGUUUCACAUUAAAGACGUCAUUAAGAGCUUUGAGACAUUUGAAAGAUUUGGUGUAAUCCAUGCAGUGUUUACCAACCUCCUCCUGUGGUGCAGCGGCGUGAUGUCAGAGGCUGAGCACUUCUUGAACAACCAUAAGAGAAGACUUUCUGCCUUGGGCUAUGAAAACCUCACUAUAGAGCACUCAGAGCCAGCCUGUAACUGCACCACCAGCACAUGCUCCAUGUUCUCCAGCAGCCUCUACUAUCUCUACCCAUUCAACAUUGAGUACCACAUCUUUGUCUCUGCCUUGCUUUUUGUCAUGUGGAAGAACAUUGGACGCAACAUUGACCUCUCUUCAAACCGGAAGCGACUGGUUACCAAAACCCAGGGCUUGACCUUAGGCCCCAUUGUGGGUCUGCUUGCACUUGCCAGCACCAUCGGGAUACUGGUGGUCUACAUUACCCAUGUAGAGAAGUCCCUCCUGAUGCGUCAGUCGGCCAUUUCUAUGUUCUACAUUUACGGCAUCGUCAUGCUGGUGGUCAUGUGCUUCGCCGGUGCUUCAGGUCUCGUCAUAUACCGAGCGAACCACAUGCCACUGGACACCUCCAAGAAUCCGUCCAGACAGCUGGACACAGAGCAGCUUUUCGGAUCCUCCAUUGGGUCCUGGUUCAUGUCCUGGUGCAGUGUAGUGGCUGUGUUGAGCACCCACAGCAACCCGCCCUACCGCUGGACCAACCUCAUCUACUCCCUGCUUAUCGUGUUGGAGAAGUACGUCCAGAACCUCUUCAUCAUAGAGUCCCUGUACCGCCAGCAGGAGGGCAGCGAGCGGGACGACCCAGAGUUACCUGCUGCUCCGGAGAUCUUCUCAGUCACCUCGUCUCUGGCUCCUCCGUACAAUGGCAUCAUCAACCGGUCUUACGAGACUCCGGAGAGAACCUGUGUCACCAUGGAGAACGAGCAGGAGGAGAGCGGCCAGGUGUACCGGUGUCCACGGAAACACUCCGAGGUGCCGCUGCCUGUGGGGAAAAAAGUGGCCGAGUCUCCGAAUAUAAAGAGGCAGAUCCUGAAGAACAUCGCAGUUUUACUGAUAAUGUGCAACAUUUCGCUUUGGAUCCUCCCUGCUUUUGGCUGCAGGCCUCAGUACGACAACGGGCUGGAACAGGAGACAUUCGGUUUCAGCAUAUGGACCACAGUUCUCAAUUUCGCUAUUCCUUUGAACCUUUUUUACCGCAUGCACUCGGUUGCAUCUCUCUUCGAGGUGUUUCGCAGAGCCUGACGGAUCACCAGCAGGAUGACAAUGCCAGAUAACGUGCACAGGAACACUUGUCACCACCGGCUCCCGGCAGUGUCUCAUGGCGCAGGUCAACCGUUCAGGAGGCAGUCUGGGUCACACUUCAGCAGACUUGAAGACAAGCCGUGGAGACAGACCAAAUGUAGGUCCCUCAGUCGGGUGAUCGCAGAGGAAGAGGCACCUGUUAGCCUGAGUUUCUUGAAGAAAAACCUUCUAUAACACGAGACUUUUUAAAGAGUGAUGAAAAGAUUCCUUGG